Molecule: messenger RNA, 444 nt
Organism: Choloepus didactylus (southern two-toed sloth)
Lineage: Eukaryota; Metazoa; Chordata; Mammalia; Pilosa; Megalonychidae
Product: lysozyme C, tracheal isozyme-like
Exons: 4
Coding region: 1-444 (147 amino acids)
Biological process (GO): defense response to Gram-positive bacterium; defense response to Gram-negative bacterium
Molecular function (GO): lysozyme activity
Source: RefSeq, a predicted model, not a curated record
AUGAAGGCUCUCUUCGUUCUGGGGCUUCUCCUCCUUUCUGCCUCUGUCCAGGGCAAGACGUUUGAAAGGUGUGCAUUGGCCAAAACUCUGAAAAACCUUGGAUUGGAUGGCUACAAGGGCGUCAGCCUGGCGAACUGGAUGUGUUUGACCAAAUGGGAGAGUGGUUAUAACACAAAAGCUACAAACUACAAUUCCGGACCCCAAAGCACCGAUUAUGGGAUUUUUCAGAUCAAUAGCCGCUACUGGUGUAAUGAUGGCAAAACCCCAAAUGCAGUUAACUCCUGUGGUAUAUCCUGCAGCGUUUUGCUGCAAGAUGACAUCACACAAGCUGUGAAGUGUGCAAAGAAGAUUGUCAGUGAUCAAGGAAUUACAGCAUGGGUGGCAUGGAAAAGCCAUUGUCAGGGCAAAGAUGUCUCUCAGUAUGUUCAAGGUUGUGGAGUUUAA